UGGAGACGAUGAUCCUGCCAGCUCCCUUUGGGAAAUCGUGAGGAUCAGAUCUUGGACCAUGUAUCAUAUGAUGCUUCUAAUCCAAAAGAGGAAGGGCACUGGGAGUCAGCUCUUAAGGGCUGGAGAGGCAGAGGGAGACAGAGGAGCUGGUACUGCAGAGCUGUCAUCUGAUUGGCUGGACCGUCGUAGCUGGGCUAUAAAAGAGACCCCUACAGGCUUAGGAGGAAGACGCUCAGAGGAUUCUGACAAUAUCUUUACCGGAGAAGAGGCAAAGUACACUCAAAGCCAAAGCCACAGCUCCUCCUGCCGCAUUUCUUUCCUGCUUGCGAAUCCCAAGCUGUUAAAUAAGAUGUGCAAAGGGCUUGCAGGUCUGCCGGCUUCUUGCUUAAGGAGUGCAAAAGAUAUGAAACAUCGGCUAGGUUUCCUGCUGCAAAAAUCUGAUUCCUGUGAACAUAAUUCUUCCCACAACAAGAAGGACAAAGUGGUUAUUUGCCAGAGGGUAAGCCAAGAGGAAGUCAAGAAAUGGGCUGAAUCACUGGAAAACCUGAUUAGUCAUGAAUGUGGACUGGCAGCUUUCAAAGCUUUCUUGAAGUCUGAAUAUAGUGAGGAGAAUAUUGACUUCUGGAUCAGCUGUGAAGAGUAUAAGAAAAUCAAAUCACCAUCUAAACUAAGUCCCAAGGCCAAAAAGAUCUAUAAUGAAUUCAUCUCAGUCCAGGCAACCAAAGAGGUGAACCUGGAUUCUUGCACCAGGGAAGAGACAAGCCGGAACAUGCUAGAGCCUACAAUAACCUGCUUUGAUGAGGCCCAGAAGAAGAUUUUCAACCUGAUGGAGAAGGAUUCCUACCGCCGCUUCCUCAAGUCUCGAUUCUAUCUAGAUUUGGUCAACCCUUCCAGCUGUGGGGCAGAGAAGCAGAAAGGAGCCAAGAGUUCAGCAGACUGUGCUUCCCUGGUCCCUCAGUGUGCCUAAUUCUCACCUGAAGGCAGAGGGAUCAAAUGCCAAGACUCUAUGCUCUGGAAAACCUGAGGCCAAAUAUUGAUCUGUAUUAAGCUCCAGUGCUUUAUCCACAUUGUAGCCUAAUAUUCAUGCUGCCUGCCAUGUGUGAGUCACUUCCACGCAUAAACUAGAUAUAGCUGUUGGUGUUUGAGUGUUCAUCAGGGUGGAACCCCAUUCCAGUCCAAUUUUCCUAAGUUUCUUUGAGGGUUCCAUGGGAACAAAUCUCUAAAUAAAGGCCUGGUAGGUCUGGAUUUUCAAAGAUUGUUGGCAGUUUCCUCCUCCCAACAGUUUUACCUUGGGAUAGUUGGUUAGUGCAUGUCACGUGACAUCCACAUGCACAUAUAUUCUGUUGGUCAGCACGUUCUCCAGACCCUAGAUAUUUAGAUGAGGUUGAUCUAUGGUAUGCGCUUGUGUGUAUGUUUAUGUCUAUAUAUAAUAUAUAUAUUAUAUUAUAUAUAUUACUCAAGUUGGAAUAUAAUAUAUAUUAUGUAU
Rhinopithecus roxellana (golden snub-nosed monkey) is the source of this 1486-nucleotide messenger RNA. It is a transcript of the gene RGS4, whose product is annotated as regulator of G protein signaling 4. Bases 59 to 967 code for a protein of 302 amino acids. The transcript has 6 exons. The record is from RefSeq and is a predicted model, not a curated record. Lineage: Eukaryota; Metazoa; Chordata; Mammalia; Primates; Cercopithecidae.